This is a messenger RNA of Schizosaccharomyces octosporus yFS286, 2112 nucleotides long. RefSeq lists its product as uncharacterized. The transcript has a single exon. The record is from RefSeq and is a predicted model, not a curated record. NCBI's taxonomy places the organism in Eukaryota, Fungi, Ascomycota, Schizosaccharomycetes, Schizosaccharomycetales, Schizosaccharomycetaceae. Bases 266 to 1645 code for a protein of 459 amino acids.
UGAUCGAGAGGGAGGUUUUACCAAAGAACAAUGAGACUUGUGUAAACAGACUGGAAACGAAUUUAUCCUCUUCCAUGCUUGUAUGUCAAUGUAAUUCAUAGGACUAAAUUCAAAUUAUAUGUGAAAACUUCUUUUUCUGAAUUAUCAACAAGGUAAUAGGUAUAUCUUAUAUUUUGUUUGUAAUCUGAGUGUGACAAUUAUGAAUUUCUGUUAGCUCGAAGCUUACUUACAAUAGGAAUACGAUAACUCUUAUAAGCUUCCAACCAUGCUCUGUACGAAACCUGCUUCUAAAGCAGUAUAUCUGUGGUUCAUAAUUGAUGUGACGAGUGUGUCGAUGGUGAGUGUUGCCUGUCUAGAACUCAUACAAAUGCUGCUGAUAUCUCAUUAUCAUGUACCUACUGAAGAGGUUCGAGAAAAACUCGCGGUCAUGACGGCAAUUGCCAGUGUCCUUCAAUAUCUGUCUGCUACCUUCGCUGUUCCUAUCCAUUCUCUUGUCUUAAAGCGGUUUUCACCAUGGUAUACCGUUUUAUUUACUUGGUUAGGAGAAGAAUAUAUGCUUAUUUCAUCAGUUCUUGCUCUUUUGUAUUUCAAAGAGGCUUCAAAGAUCGUUCACUUUAUUGUAUACUCAAUCUCAAUAAUACAAGGACUUUCAGGAACUGGUCCUUCUAUUCAUGCCAGUUGGAAAGCUAUAGCUCACACAUCUUACAUUGAUGAGCCAUUCGUCCUUUUCGUUACUUCUAUUCCAAUGUUUUCUUUUUUCUUGGGCCCUUUUUUUGCGAGUCUCUUGCUUUCUCAUAUAUCCCUCUUUCAACUAUACAUACUGGCUUGGCUAUUACAUUUUGUUUGCGGCAUUACCUUCUGGUUAGUUUUCUAUCAUUCUCCCUCUUCUCAUUCUUUGUCCCCGGAAACGAAUCCCCUUUUUGUUACCACUGAGGCUACAGGAGUAAAUUGUCCUGGAUCAUUUCCCUCAGAUGAUGAAAAUCAGAGACAGAAUCUUAGUCUUCAUUUGAUAUCUAAUGUGUACAGAAAUUAUAUUAAGAAUAUAAAUGAUGUUCUAUUCAAUUCUUACUUUUUUCAACUGACACUUACUUGCCGCUUGCUAUUAUUGUCCUUCGUUUUUUACAUGCCUUCUGCAGUUUUUUUCGACUAUUAUGUUCAAUAUUUGCUUAAUGUUAAAAAAUUCCCAUUGGAAAAAGUCACCUUUAUUAGUUCAUUUCAAACGUUUGGCACGAUGUUAACUUGCUCUGUCUUGACAUAUAUGUCUGUGUUUGAUGAUUUGACGACAAAAGAUUUUCAUAACAUCUUAAUUUGGAGUACGUUUAUCCUCUCACUACUGACCAUGGCUUAUUACUGGGCAAUCGAAUCUUUCAUUCCCUUCCUAGCAUUUAUACACGGAAUGUCUCGCUCAAUGGAGCCUAUUUUUCAUUUCCUGCUAACCACAUACGCUCCUUCUGGAUCUCUGCACGAAUAUUGGAGACUUUCUGCAAUUUUCGAAGCUUUUUCUACCUGCUUUUCCCACCUAUAUUUGGUGUAUUGUUAUCUACAAGGCACAGAAAGGAAAUCCUUUUUAUUUUUCCUUGGUCCAGCUUUCCUUGCAUUAAUUUCUUGUUUUAGUUCCUUUCUGUUUCAUAAGUAUUCCUCUUAGACUUGGACUCUCAGAUGUCGAUGAUAAUUAUAUUUAUUCACUUUAAUCAUUCUCCAGCUAAUUUACGAACAAAACUAUUAUGAUUAUAUACGUUUUUUUCAUAAUAAAACUUACGAAAAAAAAUUUAGAAAACUACUUUGCUUUUAAGAGACCAUAAAGCCAACCAACAUUAAUGUCCGUCAACAAGAAUAACAAUAUUCAGCUUGUCCUGGUUUUCCUUAGUUCAUUUUUAUCAUUUUAUAAAAAAUAUCUGGAUCUGCUUUUUAAUAACAACUAGAACGGCUAGUAAUUAUAUCCAUUUGUUUCAUGUAUCAAAAAAAAGGUUCGAUCAAACACAUCCGGAUAACUAAAAUAAUUUCAACACAAACAAUUUAUUCGCAAAGUAAUAAUUUACCAAAUAAUCGCAAAGGGAUAUUGAACACAGUCUCUUCCCGACAGUAGAAGUGUUAUCCAUAUUCCAAACACUU